This is a messenger RNA of Tripterygium wilfordii, 2513 nucleotides long. RefSeq names its product protein CASP-like. Bases 194 to 2242 code for a protein of 682 amino acids. The transcript has 19 exons. Lineage: Eukaryota; Viridiplantae; Streptophyta; Magnoliopsida; Celastrales; Celastraceae. The record is from RefSeq and is a predicted model, not a curated record. Gene Ontology annotation, biological process: intra-Golgi vesicle-mediated transport. Gene Ontology annotation, cellular component: Golgi membrane.
GCUAACCACUCUACUCUACGGCCAGAACCGGAGAAGAUGAAACGGAUACCAGACCUUUCUCAGAUGAUCAGAUCUCACUUACCAAGGCACACUGAUAGCGCGCUGAAUAUCACUGAAAGUCUGAAACAUAUUUGAAAAGAAACGAGAGAGAAUCGAAACGCAGAUACAGAGAGGUCCGGAUUAGCAAUCGAAUAUGGAUUCCCCGCAAGCUGGACCCGAGAGAGAGAGAUCAAACCCUUCCUCUUCUCCUAUUCUCGUCAUUUCCAGUUUCUGGAAAGACUUUGAUUUGGAGAAGGAAAAGAGUGUGCUGGAUGAGCAAGGACUUAGGAUAGCUGAAAACCAGGAAAAUAGCCAGAAAAACCGGCGGAAACUUGCAGAGAGCACAAGAGAUUUCAAGAAAGCUUCACCAGAGGAAAAGUUAAACUUGUUUAAUUCUUUGCUCAAGGGUUACCAAGAAGAAGUUGAUAAUCUUACUAAGAGAGCGAAAUUUGGAGAAAAUGCUUUUCUCAAUAUCUAUCAGAAACUUUAUGAGGCUCCAGAUCCUUAUCCAGCUCUUGCCUCAAUUGCUGAGCAAGAUCUGAAACUCUCUGAACUAGAAUCCGAGAACAGGAAGAUGAAAGUUGAGCUAGAGGAAUUCAGGACAGAAGCAACUCAUUUAAAGAAUCAGCAGGCAACAAUAAGGAGACUUGAGGAACGCAACCGUCAGUUAGAGCAGCAGAUGGAGGAAAAAGUGAAAGAAAUAGUGGACAUCAAGCAACGGAGUUUGGCUGAAGAGAACCAGAAAACACUAGAAGCUUUGAAAGAAAGGGAGCAAUCAUUGCAAGAUCAAUUGCGCCAUGCCAAAGAUAGUGUUUCCAAUAUGCAGAAAUUGCAUGAACUUGCACAAAGCAAGUUGUUUGAACUUCGUGCUCAAUCAGAUGAAGAUGGGGCGGCAAAGCAAUCAGAAGUCAAUCUAUUGAUGGAUGAAGUGGAAAGGGCUCAGACAAGGCUUCUUACUCUUGAGAGAGAAAAGGGACUUUUGCGCUCUCAAUUACAAACAGCAAAUGAAGAUACUACAAACAAGAAAAGUGAUAAUGUAGAUUCUAGUAGUAUUCUUGAGACUUCUUUGAGUGCCAAAGAGAAGAUCAUCUCUGAACUGAACAUGGAACUCCACAAUAUUGAAACAACUCUAUCAAAUGAGCGGGAACAACAUUUGAAUGAGAUGAAAAAGUUGAAUUCAUUGCUCAAGGAAAAGGAUGUUGCUCUUGAUGAGAUGAAGAAAGAACUACAAGCUAGGCCAACCACAAAAAUAGUUGAUGAUUUGCGUAAAAAGGUGAAAAUUUUGCAGGCAGUGGGUUAUAAUUCUAUCGAGGCUGAAGAUUGGGAAGUAGCUACUAGCGGGGAAGAAAUGAGCAAAAUGGAGUCUCUUCUUCUUGAUAAAAACCGGAAAAUGGAGCAUGAAUUUACACAAUUGAAGAUUAAACUCUCUGAGAAAACGUCUUCACUAGGAGCAGCUGAAGGCAAGAUAUCAGAGCUCACAUCAAAGGUUAAUGAACAACAAAAACUGGUACAAAAGCUGGAAGAUGAUAUAUUGAAGGGUUAUAAUUCCAAAGAGCGAAAAGGCGGUCUAUUCAAUGAUUGGGAUCUUUCAGAGGCUGGGGGGACUGAGCUAUCUGAGAAUGCAGAUCCGAAACAUGUUUCAGCAGAUCAAGAUCAAAGCUCAAUGCUUAAGGUGAUAUGCAAUCAGAGAGAUCGAUUUAGAACACGUUUGCGAGAGACAGAAGAGGAAAUAAGGCAGCUGAAGGAAAAGAUUGGGGCUCUGACAGUGGAACUGGAAAAAACCAAAGCUGAUAAUGUUAAACUGUAUGGAAAGAUUCGAUAUGUCCAGGAUUAUAAUCUCGAUAAAGUAGUUUCUAGAGGAUCAAAAAAGCAUUCAGAAGAUUUGGAGAGUGGGUUUUCCUCAGAUGUUGAGUCUAAGUAUAAGAAAAUAUAUGAAGAUGACAUAAAUCCAUUUGCAGCAUUCUCGAAGAAGGAAAGGGAUCUUCGGUACAAGGAAUUGGGGUUCAGGGAUAAAAUUACGCUCAACAGUGGGCGUUUCCUCCUUGGCAACAAGUAUGCUCGGACUUUUGCAUUUUUCUACACCAUUGGCUUACAUCUCCUGGUGUUCACCCUUCUCUACCGAAUGUCAGCUCUGAGUCAUCUUAGCAAUGGGCUGGAUGAAUCCCUUGUUGCAGACAACGUGAAUCUCCCUCGUGCAGUUUAAUGUUUCUUUUCAAUGCACUCACUUGAGUUUUGCACACAAGACAAGAAAUUAGGGUUAAUACCGUGCAUAGAAAGGUUAUACCUUGUAUAUAGAACAACAAAUUGCUUCCUCUUCUGCACUACGUGCUUGCAAGUUGUUGAUGGAUGGUGAAAUGAAAAUAUCACAUUUUUGUAAUUACACGAAGUUGAAAAUCUUGUUCUGAGGUUGUAUGCAUUUAAACAAUGAAGUCGUUAUUGUAUGGGGGUGUAUUGCCGGCUGUCGGUGCUUGAAA